AUGGCCAAAGAAAAAUUGCCCUCUGCUAUAUCUUCAGCCCUCUACAGGAAAUUUUUGGAAGACAAGGAAAACCUAAAGGAAAUCGAACAGGAAAAAAAGGAGAAAGGAAAAUUGAUUAGGAAACAAAAAAUUGAAGAGAAAACUCUAGUUAAAAAACAAAGUAAGAAGAAGAAUCCGAGGGAAAAUAACAAAAAAAUUGAAAAGAGUAAGAAUAAAGGCGAACAACAGAAAAUCGACGAUGGAAGGGAAAAUGGUGAAGAAGAAGAAGAGGAUGAGAAAGAAAAUGACGAUAUGUCUAGAAUUUUAUGUUCUGCCUGUGAGGAAGAACUCAUCAGCGACAUCGAAGAUGACGACUUGAAAAAUGUGGGCUGUGAUCGAUGCAUUAGAUGGUUUCACCUUAUGUGCACCGAGUUCGUUGGUUUGCCGUAUAAUGAAGUGGCUGAGAGAGAUUUCACUUGCUCCUUCUGCUCUUGA
This is a messenger RNA of Leptinotarsa decemlineata (Colorado potato beetle), 474 nucleotides long. Its product is annotated as parathymosin-like. Lineage: Eukaryota; Metazoa; Arthropoda; Insecta; Coleoptera; Chrysomelidae. The record is from RefSeq and is a predicted model, not a curated record.